CUUGUUUAAGCAUUUUGCUGGCUCGGAGUCCAGAGUGAGAAAGAGACAUGCACAGAGAGAGAGAGAGCGGUGAAAGAAACUGCAAACUGCCCACUGCCCACUCCCUCCUCUCCGGUCUCCAUCUCCCAGUUUCUUCUUCCUCUCCGCUCUCUCCGCUGCUCUCGUCCCGUCUCUGUCCGGAUUGCUCCGAUUUCUUGCUCUUUACACCUGUCCAUGGCGGGGUGAGUGGAGAGCGCGAAUCUUGGAUCCAACCCUUCGCGUUCUUGCUCGGCGAGGAUGGAAUUCGGGGGCGCCAUUGAUGAUCAGAGUGAAAUGUGGGGAUGGCAAAGUCAGGAGUAUGAUCUGCAGAAAGAUUUGCUUGCUGAAGAAGCUGCAGAUCCAUCUAGCUGUUUGUGGAGUGAAGCAAAUCAGAAUGCCGGUGAUGCUUGGACCAUGUUUGAUGAGCAAACUCCAAUAAAACAUUGUACAGACAUAGAUUUUCAGUUCUGUGAUAUAGGAGAUAUCAUUGUCAAGGAUUUUGAUGAAGGAAAGGAAACUUUACAAGCUAAACGAAGACGCAUGCUGCAGUUCUGUUCAGACAAUGUUGAGAUGGAUUGUGCUAUGGCAGCAGAUGGACUAUCGGAAAAUCUUCAAUUGAAUUUGGGUUUCUCUGAGAUGACUCCAGGUGAUCAGUGUUUAUUAAACUGUGAUGGGACAGAGGAACUACCAGAAGAAUGGCUAGUAGAUUGUUCACCACAAGAGAGUGAGCCUCAAUGCCCGCCUGAAGAUAUGUCCGUUCAUUUGAGUAGUCCUGCUGUGGCCAUGGAAGAAGCCAAUCUUUCCGUGCACAAAAAUUCUUCGUCUCGGGAGCAGGGCAACACAGUCCAGAAGAACACUGUGCAAGCUCGACCAACACCUCUGAAAGCUGGAAAAAAUAUUAUUAGAGCAAGAAAGGUGAAAACAUCAGUCGUCUAUCCUUUCGAGCUUAUCAAGCCAUGCGGUUUUCAUGGUGAUGUCACAUUGCAUGAUAUCAAUCAGAGGAUCCACGCCCCGCCCCCAUACAAGAUAAAGCACAAGAUCGACGAGGAGCAGCUCUCCUAUCAGACUUCAGCUAUUUCCGGGAAGCCUGUAGUCCACAAGACAAAGAUUCAUACAGAAGGAGGAAAGGGCAGUAUCACAAUCACAAGAACUAGAGGUUAAUUAGGUCAAUGGUAUGCAUAUAUGGUGCCAAUAUGGUCCUUGUACCAUGCAUUUCUGAUAUAUUGGGUUGUGUCAAUGUUUUGUGGCCAAGGAAAUGCAUGCCCUUGUUGGAAUAUUGUUAGCCAUUUUUUUUUCACUUUAUUUCUUCCAUUGUCCCCCCUUCGGAACUUCUUUGCCUGUACUUGCUUGGUUAGUGUGAGAUAGUAUGAUAAUAGAGUGUGUAGGCAGGGUGUGGCAGUGGCAAAGUGUGCUGCUUUUUUGGUUCUUGGUUGAAGGGGGAAAGUUGAUGUAAUCAGAUAAGUCAGUAAUUGUGGACAUAUUGGUUUGGUGAGAUUAUAUUUUGCAAGAUCAGCUUCAUAGCUACGUA
This is a messenger RNA of Oryza sativa Japonica Group (Japanese rice), 1546 nucleotides long. The record is from RefSeq and is a predicted model, not a curated record. NCBI's taxonomy places the organism in Eukaryota, Viridiplantae, Streptophyta, Magnoliopsida, Poales, Poaceae.